Messenger RNA from Styela clava, 1310 nucleotides. Its product is annotated as dynactin subunit 6-like. Gene Ontology annotation, biological process: mitotic spindle organization. Gene Ontology annotation, cellular component: dynactin complex. The record is from RefSeq and is a predicted model, not a curated record. Gene Ontology annotation, molecular function: dynein complex binding. NCBI's taxonomy places the organism in Eukaryota, Metazoa, Chordata, Ascidiacea, Stolidobranchia, Styelidae.
UGCGUAGCUUUAAAGGAAGAGCAACUUGAGUUGAAAAUGUAAUUUGAUAUUCUGUACUGCAUAUUGAUUCCAGUAAACUUCUGACUGGUUUGCGAUUCAGCCAUUGCAGCGUUGGUUUUCCAAGAUGCCGGAAGCUGAUAAAUUGUUGAAAAUUGCCCCAGACACCGUCGUAUGUGUGAAUGCUGAAAUCAAGGGUGAUGUUACGAUUGGCUCCAAGACAAUAAUCCAUCCAAAAGCUCGAAUAUGUGCGCAAGAUGGGCCAAUUAUAAUUGGAGAAGGAAAUCUCAUUGAGGAACAGUCACUUAUAAUUAACAAAAAUAUACCAGGAGAGACAGAAGGACAACCACUCAUCAUAGGAAAUUAUAAUGUAUUUGAAGUUGGGUCAGUUUGCGAGACAAAAGCUGUUGGAGACAAUAAUAUUAUAGAAUCAAAAGCUAAGGUUGGUCCGUACACUGAAUUGACAAAUGGAUGUGUGAUUGGUGCACUUUGUGAAGUCAACACUAACGAAAUUUUACCUGAAAACACCUUAAUUUGUGGAGAAGAUUAUUUAAGAAGACGUUUGAAUGAACAUCCUCAGCCUCAGCACCAGCAGCUUGAUUACUUGAGAAAGAUUUUACCCAACUACCAUUAUUUACAGAAGUCUCCUAAGAAAUCAACAUCUUGAAAGUGUAUCUACAAAAACUUGUUUCUUAGGUGUUGCACUUACAUAUUAAGCAUACAAAUGCAACACGAUCAACAGACACAUUUCGUAUCUGUGUGUUCUGCGCAGUCAAUAUCAAAACUCUUAUACUUUUCAACACAAUAAAAUAUUUAUUAAAAUCUACAUCAUUGCAAAUCAAAAAGUCUUCAAUAAUUUAAUCGUAAGAUGAUAGAUACUGUAAUGAAUGUACCUAUUAAGUCGGUCAGCAGUAAUAGUCUUAAGAGAGCAUGCGAUACUGGAGUAAGACAUAUGCUUUGGAAAAUGAUUCUUCUUAAAUUCUGUUAAAUCAACUUAGAGAUUUGAGUGAUAAUAAUCGCACUAAUCAACAUAGGAAAAAUUCAAUCAUUUUUUACCUCAAAGAUGGCCUGCGUAGUGCAAGUGUUUGCUGACAAUAUAUUUUGGUAGUCGAAAUCGGAACAGUGACAGACGUAACGAAUAUGAUCCCUUCCUAAAGUUGGUAUUCAAAGAAUUACAUUCAGUGCAAAUAAUUAUCCCGAGGCAUCGGGUUUAUUGGUGAAUUGAAUCAAGGGUGAAUAAAACAGUGCUCGUUGUAUGUGUAAGCACAUGAAGGGAAAUUUGACUGGUGAUGCAGAAGGUAUUCAUGUAAGAU